This is a messenger RNA of Penicillium angulare, 1542 nucleotides long. RefSeq lists its product as uncharacterized. Lineage: Eukaryota; Fungi; Ascomycota; Eurotiomycetes; Eurotiales; Aspergillaceae. The record is from RefSeq and is a predicted model, not a curated record. Gene Ontology annotation, molecular function: carbohydrate:proton symporter activity. The transcript has 2 exons. Gene Ontology annotation, biological process: carbohydrate transport; transmembrane transport. Gene Ontology annotation, cellular component: membrane. The coding region runs from base 1 to 1542 and encodes 513 amino acids.
AUGUUAGGCAUCGAUUUGGACUUUCAACGCCACAAAUGGGCCAUAAUUUACUGCUCCAUCUCUGCAGUGGGUGCAUUCGUCUUCGGCUACGACAACACCUAUUACAGUGGAAUUCUGGGCAUGCAGCAGUUCAAAAAUGACUAUGGCAAUCAUUACGAAAAUGGGGCCAAAGCCCUUGCGACCGACUUCCAAUCUCUUACAACAUCAAGUAUCUAUAUCGGAGAUAUGUUUGGCGCACUUAUAUCUGGCCCACUAAAUGAUUGGUUCGGGCGAAAAACAGUGAUGUGGAUUGCUGCACUUUUUGUCCUGGCUGGGGGAAUUACUCAGGUCGCCGACACAAACAUCAUGGGAGUUAUUGUUAUGGGGCGUAUUCUCAUUGGGCUUGGUGUUGGAAACUUCACCGUGACUUCGCUUCUCUAUAUGGGGGAAAUUGCCCCUAUCGAGAUCCGAAGCCCAGCGCUCUACAUGUAUCAGUUCCUUCAAUCUUGCUCGCAGCUCGUCGCAUCUGGCCUCACGCAAGGCACAAACUCGAUCGAAUCUUCGCUUUCCUACAAGCUCCCUAUGGGCGGCCUCGUCAUCCUUCCCCUCGCGGCAUUCAUACUCCUCCCUUUCAUCCCGGAGAGUCCAACAUGGUUCAUAUCCAGAGAUAACAAAGACAAAGCCGAAAUGUCACUUCGUAAAAUCCAUAAAAAUGACCCAAGCUACGACCCCACCUCUGACAUCGAACUCCUCGAGCGUGAACGCGAACACGAAGAGGAACAGCUAAGCGCCUCCUCUUGGAGGUCUCUCAUCCUAGACCCCAUUGAGCGCAAGAAACUUCUAUGGGCAGCAGGAGGCAUGUACGCACAGCAAAUAUAUGGCAUUAUCUUCUUCUACAACUAUGGGGUCGUCUUUGCCGAAGAAAUAGGCGUCUCCCAGCCUUUCACAAUUACCCUUAUAACAAUGAUUCUGCAGAUCAUCGCCGUCGCUGUGUCCGUAAUAACAGCCAAUAAGCUGAAGCGUCGCACAAACCUCCUCAUCAGCACCUCUUUGAUUUUCUUCGCCUUUAUAGUAAUAGGCGCUAUUGGAACACAGAAAGAGCUCUCCACGGCAUCCAAAUACGUCAUCGUGGUUUUUUCUUAUGUCGUUAUCUGCGCCUAUAAUUUUGGUCAGGGACCUUUGACCUACGCCAUCACGCGGGAACUCUCAGUUGGUGUUAAUCAGAAUAAGAUUAUCUCCGUCUCUGUCGUGGCACUUUACUUUUUUCUGUGGGUCAUUUCGUUCACGGCGCCGUAUCUGUAUACUGAUGCGGGACUGGGGCCGAUGGUGGGUUUUGUGUAUGCGGGGACAACACUUACGUCCCUUGCUUGGGUUUGGUUUUGUGUUGGUGAGACUCAGGGGAGGACGCAGAUGGAGAUUUCGAUGUUCUUCACGGAGGGUGUGCCGGCUCGAAAGUGGGAAAAUCACGUUUUUGCGGAUCUUGCGCUAGGUUCAUCCAAGGGGGAAGAAGUUUUUGUUGAGAAGGGCGAUGCUCAGCAUGUUGAAGAAUCAGUUUCGGCGUGA